CCAACUGUACUCGAGACCGGUGCCUAUCUAUCGUGUUGUUGGUGGGUCCACUGUUUUAGGGUUUGCAUUGCAGAGUUCCAUUUUACUUUUCAUUCAUUUCCGAUCCAUUAUUCUUCCUCUCGCCAGUUCCAAAGAUAUCGAUCAACACCUUCGUGCUACACGGUCGCGCAUAUCCAGCAUGCAGGCAUCGCGGGCAAGGUUGCUCAAGGAGCACAAAGAGGUGCAGCGAGAAAAGGCAGUUGAUCCUGAUAUUCAACUAGUCUGUGAUGAUUCCAGCAUUUUUAAAUGGACGGCUCUUAUCAAGGGACCGUCUGAGACUCCUUUUGAGGGGGGUGUGUUCCAGCUUGCCUUUUCUGUUCCGGAGCAGUAUCCUCUACAGCCACCCCAAGUCCGGUUUCUAACUAAAAUAUUUCACCCAAAUGUGCAUUUUAAGACUGGGGAGAUUUGCCUAGAUAUCUUGAAAAAUGCUUGGAGCCCAGCUUGGACACUUCAAUCUGUCUGUAGGGCUAUAAUUGCUUUGAUGGCCCAUCCAGAACCUGACAGCCCACUGAAUUGUGAUUCAGGCAACCUUUUGCGUUCAGGUGAUGUUAGAGGGUACCAAUCCAUGGCAAGAAUGUACACAAGACUUGCAGCAAUGCCAAAGAAAGGCUGAAUGAUUUUAGAUAACUUGUUUCCUAGUUUUGUCUAGAGUGUAGGUGUGUGACUUCGCAUAUCUGGAUUCAUGCCGGAAUUGAGUUCUAAACAUAUUCAAAUAAUCCUUGAUUGCUUCAGUUUUAUGUAAGUCAGAUUUUGAGCUUGCAUUUAAUAAUGAGUCCUAAGCGGUUCGACUGGUCGUUAUUCACAGUCUAAUUCUUGGUUCCUUUUGGUGGCAAUGGAUCCUCUAAUGUGAGGUUUUCACUUUGAUACUUCCAUGUGAAAAUCUUAACCAUCAAAGUCUCAUACCUUUUUUUAUUAUUUAAAUUCUCUCAUUUUUAACUGAAGAAUUAUAUUUCAUUGGACAUGAAAGGAUCCAAGCCCUCUUUUGGAUGAAGCUUUUUACUUCUUCCUGGUGGAUUAAUCAUUUGAAUAUCAAUGGGACUUGAUUCACUUACAUUUGAUGGUCGUGAUCUCCUCGAAGGAAGAAACUUCUUGGGGAGGGGUCACUGGAUAACCAUGAUCCUUAAACAUACGGUUCGAUUUUCAGUUGUGUAUAAAAUAACAUUUACUGCGA
Cajanus cajan (pigeon pea) is the source of this 1210-nucleotide messenger RNA. The record is from RefSeq and is a predicted model, not a curated record. Lineage: Eukaryota; Viridiplantae; Streptophyta; Magnoliopsida; Fabales; Fabaceae.